AUGUUUCUCAUUUAUGCUUUUAUAGCAUGUCUUGUAUUUUACUAUGUCUUAAAGAAACCAAGUACUCCACGUGGUCUUAAAAAGCUUCCUUCGCCUGCUGGACAUUAUUGGCAAGUUGGUCCCGAACCACACAAAAAAUUUACAGAAUGGGCAAAAACAUUAGGCGAUAUAUAUAGCGUACAAAUGGGUCAACAACGUUGGAUUAUAUUAACAGGAGAUAAAGUAGUUAGUGAUCUUUUACAAAAACGCGGUAAAAAAUAUUCGUCUCGCCCACCGAAUUAUUACUUUUUUCAAAUAUUGGCAAGAGGUAAAGGGCUUAUUAAUUGCCCAUAUAAUGAGAGAUUUAAAACGCUUUCAGCAAUUAUACAUGAAAUUUUAAAUCAACGAGCUGUAAAAGAACAUUCCAAUUUAAUUGAUUUACAAUAUCGUACGCUUAUGCAAAAUCUUUAUCAAGAUUCAACGAAUCCAAAAGGUGGAAUAUAUCAUAAAUAUCAUUUUCAACUAGCAAGUUUAAAUAUCAUGACUUCCUUAUCCCUGGCUAGAAGUGUAAAAGAUAUUGAAGAUCCGCUUUAUAAGGAAUUUGAAGCUUCUAUGAGAUUUCAUUUGAAUCUUAUCAAAGUAACAAAUAGAUUAUCCGAUUUUUUUCCAAUGUUGAGAUGGUUUUUGAAUAAUAAAUUAUAUUAUGAUGUAAUCAAAGAUAGAAGUAUGAUUGAAAUUUUAUUUAGAAAAUUAAUUGAAGAAGUUAAAAACGAUAAGGAAAAGAAGCCUUGUUUUAUGAGAAGUUUACUUUGUAAAGUUGAUGAAGGGAUACUAGAUGAAUUGGAUGUUGUUUAUCUUAUAAAUAAUAUUUUUAAUGCUGGAACUGAUGCAAUCUCUUCAAGCUUGACAUGGAUCACGGCUGCUUUAGCCAAUAAUCCUCAUGUUCAAGAUAAAGCUCACCAAGAACUUGAUCAAGUAAUUGGUCAUUCUCGUUUACCGAAUGCUUCUGAUGAACCAAACUUGCCUUAUAUACGUGCAAUUAUCAAAGAAGGUCAAAGAUACUGUGGCCCGAUUUAUCUUGGUGUGCCCCAUUAUAUUGAAGAAGAUGAUGAAUAUAAUGGAUAUCAUAUUCCGGCAAAUUCGGUUGUUAUUUUAAAUCAAUAUGGAAUUCAUAUGAACGAGAAAAAAUAUGAAAAUCCAAAAGAGUUUAAACCUGAAAGAUUUUUUGGAAUUAAAGAAAGUAGCGCAACUUUAGCAAAAGGUUGUUUUGAAAAUAGAGAUCAUUUUGGAUUUGGAGCUGGAAGAAGACUUUGUGCUGGAAUUCAUUUUGCCGAACUUGAGCUUUUUUUGGGUGUUUCACGUCUUCUUUGGUGCUUCAAGAUCGAAAAUGCAUCACCAUUAGGUAAAGAUGGUAAACCAAUACCAAUUAAUUUGGAUAAGGCGCAAAUGGGAAUAAGUAUUUAUUGCAGUUCUAAACUUACAAAUUGUAGUGCUCAAGCAAAACUUAAAAGAUAUUUAAUAGAUUGUAUUUGUUAUACUUG
Molecule: messenger RNA, 1520 nt
Organism: Racocetra persica
Lineage: Eukaryota; Fungi; Glomeromycota; Glomeromycetes; Diversisporales; Gigasporaceae
Source: the annotation of a GenBank genome assembly